GACCAGUUGGGAGGUGAACGCGGCCGCUGGGAGGAGGUAGCUGAGUGAGUCAGUGUCAAGUGUGAGGGAAGUGUGUCCGUGUUGGAGGGCCUCAGUGUCGCCUGGGCCGUCUGUAUCCUGGUGGAGGGGUGUUGUGUGAGCAAACAAUAGCAAGAUGAGUAUCCAGUGGACCUUGAUUGCGGGGGUGAUGUAUGUGGAGCUGGCUGUGACUAUUUUGCUCCUUAUUCCAUUAAUCUCUCCUUCUAGAUGGCACACAAUCUUCAAGUCCCGCUUUCUUCGCAGUAUUGGAAACAUGUCACACAUUUACUUCAAAGUGUUCCUUGGACUUCUUACUCUCUUCUUCUUAGAUGCUAUUCGAGAAAUGCGCAAGUACAGCAGCGAACUCUCUGAUCACAGUCGAGGUGACCACGGCAUUCAUUUGGAUGCCGAAAUGCAAGCGCACAUGAGGCUGUUUCGAGCUCAACGCAACUUCUACAUCUCUGGAUUUUCUCUCAUUCUUUGGGUUGUGCUACAGCGUCUGACAACCCUCAUCUCGCGUCUUGCUGUAGCAUUGGCUGAGGGACAGGCAGCAAUUAAGCAGGCUCAGUCGGCUUCUGAAGCUGCAGCACAGCUCCUUAAGCAGGACAAAGCAGAGAAAGAAGAAGAUCAGCAGAAAGAAGCAAAUGUAUCAAAUGAAAUUAAGGAGCUGAAGGAAGAAAACCAGCGCCUUGAGAAGGAACGUGAUGCAGCGCUGCAACAGGCCAAAGGUAUAACACGUGAAUAUGACAGAAUGCUGGAGGAGCACUCUAAGCUUCAAGCGGAAUUGCUGAAAGUUUCAGGAGCUGAUGAAUCAAAGAAAGAUGAUUGAGAUGUCGAAUAACAAACUAAUUUAAUGGACAUAUUAAAAAUUGGUUUAUUUUCCUAUUAUUGCCAAACAAGCAAACUUGUAUCAUUAUGAAAAUCAAAAUGAAUAUAAAAAUUGCAGUAUGACUUACAGAACAUUUGGAAGGAAGAUAAUUUUUCCAUUAUUGUGUUAGUAGGAAAAGAUGCAGUGCUUUUUUCUGUUACUAUAUCGUAGUGCAAUUGUGAGUACUGUAAAUAGAUUCUUAAACUUUGAGAUGGCUCUGUUUCUCAAGAUAUCUUGGUACAGUACUUGUAUUGGAGGCAGUUUGCUUGUCUAAACAUUUCUUGGGGUGUCCUGCAUAACAUUGUCAUAACUAGCAUUUAACUAGGGUAACAGGUUUUUACAUGGUUUUCUUUGAUGCAUUGUCCAUAUAAAAUAUUUCUGCAACGUGUAUUGUUACUCGUUGAGUGACUUGUCUGAUCCAAAGGAUAUUCUGAGCGCUGCUAAUUAAAGUUCUGCACUAAUAUUCAUGCAUAAGAUUCCUUAUUUGGCAGAUGAGAUAGUUACCAAAUAUCCAAAUUUGUACAUGCUAAUUUAAAGAUGUCAACUGUAAAGCUAUCUAUGCCUAAAAUUUGCAUGUUUUGAAAAGAUUACUGUACAUGCUUUUGUGUUGGAGCUUGUUGAAGCAACAGUUAAUAUAUUAUUGAUGUGGUUUUACCACUAAACAGUACAGAGGCCACAUGAAUUGGGCACCUGCAAAAAUGUUUCUUUUUUGUAUUUGUGUAUGACAUGUAUUCCACAUAUGCAUACUGUACCUGUUCCUGUACUUACACGCAUGUUCAGAAGAAGACAUACAUUUAUAGAGUGCAGUACUAUAUGUACAGGCAUAUGCUUAAUGUUACGAACUUGCAGGCUACAAAUUUUAACUUCUAACUGGAGAUAUAUAAGGUGGAGCUAAACUAGUCCUUAAUUAUUCUUAUAGAUUAAAGCUUAAAAUGUAGGGAAUGUUGGGUACAUUCGGAAAAUAUUCAGGGAAAUUCUUAGUUAAGUAUAAAUAGUUAUAAAUGUUGAAAAUGGAUUAAAAGUUAAUCUUGCUCCAUUUUUAGAAAUUAUACAUUAAUUAGCUUGUUAUUAAAGCCAUAUGAACAAAGAAAAUUAUAUUGCAAGUGUGUGUGUAUAAAUUUGUCAUUAUUUUCAAAAAAUUUAAAAGCUUGUCUUAACAGAAUUUUAUUAGUUAUAUUUGUACUUACGUAUUACAUGGUCACAGGAGCUCAUUUUAAACAUGCUUAAGUUAUACAAGUUAAUGGAUAUAUUGUUUAAAGAGGGGCUCAAGAUAAUAUAUCUUGAAUUAUAUUAGACAUUGCUUAAAUUGAUGCUCUUUAUAUAAUUCAUUUUUUUUUUAUAAUGGAGUUUUUCAUAACCUUAAUUUUUUUCAUCCAAUCUCUCACAGGAAUUGUACACUGUGCCUCAAACCCAAAAUAUUAAAUUGUAUUUCAGUAUUGUUGCCAAAUAUAAAAUUUAUAUUUGUUCAUGUUUUUACAUGAAACAAAGAAAUGGUAGUAGGAAUAUGGUAGAAAGGGGGGAAUAACAAAUUUGCUCUAAUUUUCACUUGAUCAUAAUGUUGUGACAGUUGGCUCUGGUUGUAAGUUUACUCUGCCUUUGUUUGCAUGUUCAUUUUGCAAAAUGCAUUUCAUUGAGUGGACUUUUUGUUUUAGGUAAUUCAGGAGAGAGGAAUUGGACAGCAGCUUGAAUUGAUCAAAGCAUAAACAGUCGAUUUGUAAACAAAUUGUAAGGAAUCCGGUGGUUUUGUGCUGUUCUUGUCGUUACUUUUGUUGUGUGUGUUGCUUUACAUUAUUACACCUUACCUUAGUAAUUAUGGAUUUGUGGAGAUGUGCCUAGGCUAACAUGCUGAGUAAAAUAUAAUCAUACCCAAGGAUUAAUUCAUGUUGAUUUUUUGGUUUCUCUGUUCACUGAUGGCAGUAAUGAUCACUGCUCUUGGGUUACAAUUUGUCAUAGUAAAUUUUAAUAUUCCUUGGAUAUUUUGGGGAUUGUUUAAAAAUAAAGUCAAUAAAACUU
This is a messenger RNA of Procambarus clarkii (red swamp crayfish), 2899 nucleotides long. RefSeq names its product B-cell receptor-associated protein 31. Gene Ontology annotation, biological process: endoplasmic reticulum to Golgi vesicle-mediated transport; intracellular protein transport. The record is from RefSeq and is a predicted model, not a curated record. Lineage: Eukaryota; Metazoa; Arthropoda; Malacostraca; Decapoda; Cambaridae. Gene Ontology annotation, cellular component: endoplasmic reticulum; endoplasmic reticulum membrane.